This is a messenger RNA of Anopheles aquasalis, 2657 nucleotides long. RefSeq lists its product as uncharacterized. NCBI's taxonomy places the organism in Eukaryota, Metazoa, Arthropoda, Insecta, Diptera, Culicidae. The record is from RefSeq and is a predicted model, not a curated record. Gene Ontology annotation, molecular function: K63-linked deubiquitinase activity.
AUCGUACAACAUCUGGUGUAUUAAAUGUGUUGAAACAAGAGCAUAUCACGCCGGUAUCGUGUGCUCCUAGAGUUAAAGGUGAUCUUCUAAGCGGACGCGUGAUUCAUAAACUUCCGAGGUGGCGUGGGUGCAUUGUUGAGCUGCAAGGAUGGAAUUCCUGACCUCCGCCGAACGUACCUUUGCGACCGGUAGCCGGGAAACGCCGGACAUCUGGGAUCAGUAUCUGGAGAAAAACGGCUACUAUCGGAAACAUACGGCGCGAGAUGGGACGAACCUUUUUCGCGUCAUCUCGGAGCAGUCCAGUUCCGCAGGGAUCCAGCUGUACCAUGGCCGAGUGCGAAAAGAGUGCAUCGAAUACCUUCGCGAGCACCCGUCACAAUUUCCGGAGAUCCCGGAUGCAGAACGUGAACAGUAUCUGGAAAACUUGGCUAGUGACGACACGGUCGGUACGAUGACCGAGUUGAUGGCCUUAGCCCUUCUGCACAGAGCCAAUGUUCAAAUAUUCGAACCAUUCACAAACGGCCGCUGGUUUUAUCUGAGUGCCGACUGCAAAGAAACCUGGCGAAUCUUCAUGGGUCGCGAUAAGUACUUCGAUUCCGUGUUCACCCUUGACUACAUGAAAAUGCUGGCCUACAGCCAAGCACUUGUGUACGAGGUACUGUACGUGAACGUGAUGAAGCUAGCGGAUGUAGCUUAUGCUGUCGAGCGGAUGCUGUACGAUCCGUAUGAUCGUAAGAUCCGUUAUUACAAGAACGAGCGAAAGCAGGACGUCGCGGUGACGAUGGACGGUCGCCGGCUGGUGCUCAGCAGCGAGACCGAUACAAACUGCGUCCUGAACAGUUUUCGCUUCUGCCAUUUUCACAACCAUCAAAACUUCUCCAGUAUUGCUAGUUUCUUCAAAUCGUACCGUGGCAACAGUACAAACAUGGAAAGCUUUCGGAGCGAUACGACUGAGCUAAUGAUGCCAUUGCGCCUAUGCGCCGGAAGUGGCAAGUCUGAUCCGUUGCUAUAUGAGCGUAACAUUUCCUGUGUCCGCCAGCUGCUGAGUGUGGGCAUUACGCCGUUCCCGUACAAAACGGCCAAACUGCUCGAUCCUAACAUCUACCGUAAUGCCGAGUACGAUGCGUGGAUGGAGGACGUGGGAAAGGUGUUCCGAUACGCAACCAACAAAGACCACCUGUACAAGUUCGGCGCUAGGGUAACUGCCAAAAUCAAAGAUGCCUAUAAAUCCUGCCGUAUUGAGCGCAUAUCAUCGGAGCGACAAAUGAUACUGGUCCGCCUCAACGCUUCCUCCACCGAAUGGGUUCCAUGGAAUGAUGUGAAAAUCUUGAGCCACUCGAAAUCGUCAGUGUUUGGACAUCGACGUGCUGUGGAUGGUGGAUUGCCAUCUUCUUCGCUACACGGACAUGGGCUGAAAGUGAAUGCAUCCAACAGUAAAUUGCGGAAUUUGCCGCCACUCAAGAUUGGAACUCAUUCCAGUCCAACAUACAAUAACAGAGAACAAAUUCACGCCAACAACAAAGUCGACGAUGCUGCGUUGUUGCAACAAGAACCGCAAAUAAAUUUGUUUCAGGAACACAUUCAUCAACAACCAAUCCUACAAUAUGCACAACCUGCCUGGCCUAAUCCUCCGGUGGCAUCAUUUGAACCGACGAUGGUACCCAACAUGCUCACGGAACACAUGAUGCCAUUACCAGGAACACCUCCGUUCUUGGAGAACGUGCACCUCCUUCCGAACUAUUGGAUCGGUAAUUAUUCGCCUUUCCAUCAUCAUCAUCCAGCGGCGAUACAAGGACCGCCACCGGCACCAUUUCCAAUGCAUCCGCCCCUAGCCCCACCAGUAGCCACAGCGGCUGGUGCAACUCCGAUUUUGGAACAACAGCAUCAAGAGCAAAAACAGCUAGAACAACAACAUUUCGCUUGGAUGGUUAACCAAAUUGGACACUUCACCACCCCCGAGGGAGGCCAGCAGCCGCCGCACCCAUAUCAAGCUCUGAUUGCACAUAAUGCAAACGUGCCGAGCUGGUUUGGUGGAGAUCAUCAAGCGUGUACGCCUGAUCCAGUGCUAGCAACGAUGAUACCGCCAGGAUUCAACACACAACCCCAGCAGCAACCGUUGCAACCGCCGGUAACGCCGCUGCCACCGCCUAUGCAUGCCUUGGCUCCGAUGAUUCCACCGCCAACCCCAUACUGUCAGCACUAUUUUCCAUGGAUGUCCGCUGGCGCUCCUGCCGACGUAACGACGACGACGACGCCUCCGACUCCUCCAGCCACUUUAACAUGGAGCGGACCGACCGGUAUGCCUUCGAAUGGCCAAGAGAUGAUCAACUCUUCGUGUAUGAUCAAUGGCGAUGGUCAACGAGGAUCUGCUGUGUCAUAUUUCUAGAAGCAACGCGAACUCCUCUUCUCUCUGGUUCGCCAAGUUCCUUGCGUUUGAAUGGUUUUUUUUUAUCCUAAAUGACCUAGCACAGACGGUUCUGUGUUGCAGUUUCUUUGCAACAGGUCCAUCAUUAUGUCUUUGUUAGUUUAAACACAUAUUACGUUAUCUAUGUAUGACUUUUAGUGCUAGUACUUUUUGUGUAGCCCAAAGCUGCUACGAAUUUAUAUUUGAUUCCUUAUUUAUAUCAAGUAGAACAUGAUCAAAUGUUCCGAGUUUU